CGCACGUCUUCUUUGGUGUAAAGAACGAGAAAUUCGUGACAGUCAUUUGAUCGUGCAGCUCCGGUGCGUGCACUUCUAAUGGACUUUGACGCAGGAUUCUGACUGAGCAAGGCGACAUGCGCUGAGAAAAACGUCGAGAUCGUUUUUUGACGUGAGAACAGGUGGUUCGGUUACGAGAAAAAAGGCUCCUAUGGAUAUCCAACGAGAUAGAGAUAUAGAUUUAAACUAUAUGUACGGUUGGAACUACAACAUGCUGAAGUUUAUGGGUAUUUGGCCGGAAGAGAGGAAAUGGAAUCGACCUUCCAGUUACUUCGUUCUAUUGCCGUGUAUCGUGAUGGUGUGCUUUAUUUGUGCUCCACAAACUUUUAAUCUUUCGAUAAUCGCGGGUGACUCUGAUCUGGUGAUCGAGAAUCUAUCGACUAACAUUACUAUCACGGUUUCGCUUAUGAAAACUAUGGCUGUUUGGAUCAAAGGCAAACCAUUAAAGUCUUUGCUGAGAUGCAUGGCCAAUGACUGGGACACAGUGACGAACAACGCCGACCGAGAAAAAAUGGUGAACAUCGCGAGGAUCACUAAAAAGAUUACGAUAAGAAGCAUAUUGCUGGCCAACAUCGUAAUUGUAGCUUUUUUGCCUGCACGAUUAUCUAGCAUGAUAUACAACGACAAAGAACUGUUUUACCGUGGCUAUUACCCCUACAAUACUACGAUCAGUCCAAAUUUCGAAUUGACACUAAUCGGUCAAUUGAUGGCUGCGCUUUAUGCAGCCAUAACCUAUACAACGGUAGACACUUUUGUCGUCCUGUUGAUUUUUCAUGUCUGUGGACAACUUUCGAUUCUGAGAGACGAGUUAAGGGAGAUUCAUUCGUAUGAUAACAAAAAUAUAGAAAUGAAAUUACAGAAGAUCGUCCAAAAGCAUGUAUACAUUAAUAGGUUCGCGGAAACGAUAGAGAAUUCAUUCAACGUGAUGCUUCUGUUUCAAAUGCUCGGUUGCACCACUCAGCUAUGCUCUCAGACGUAUCAAGUUAUUAUGUCACUUGGAGAGGAAGCUAUAGAACAUAUGAUUUUGCAAAUUACGUUCCUGUUGAUAUACGUAAUUUACGUGAUGUUGCAAUUGCUCUUAUAUUGUUACAUGGGCGAAAAGCUAACUGUCGAGAGUACAGAAAUUGCCAACACGGCGUACAAUGCAGAAUGGUACAAUUUACCUCCCAAGAAUGCGAGAUGGCUUGUAAUUAUCAUGUGCCGUGCCAGGUCUUCACCCUUACAAAUUACAGCAGGCAGAUUUUGUUGCUUUACUUUAGUGCUAUACUCUCAGAGUAAUACGCAAAGCGUGUCAGAAGCUGAUCUAGGAGCACUCCAUCCAGCCACGUUCCCUUACGACAUCAGCAAGAGUCAAAAUUUUGAGAUCGCAUGGCCGGGACAAUUUAUGGGCUCGGUGUUAACCGCGAUACGCUAUACUUGUUUCGACACGUUCUUUGCGGUUCUCGUGUUAUACUUGUGCGGUGAAUUAACUGUUCUUAGGAUGGCUCUCGAGAAUCCAACUUACGUGAAGAAAAAGAAUAAUUACGUAAGCUUCUAUGAACGACUGGGAUUCAUUGUGAACCAGGACAAUCAGUUGUCUAGGUUUGCCGUGAUCGUCGAAGAUCGUUUCAACUUCACGAUACUCGUUCGGGUUAUAAUCUGCACGUCGUUGUAUUGUCUAACUGGAUGCCGUAUGAUAACCUCCGUAAAUCAGGUGCAAGCGGACGUGCCAAUAGUUGGAAUGAUAUUUUUCAUCAUACAUGUAAUUUAUACUGUGCUGCAUCUUCUCACUUAUGACCAUGUGGGUGAAAUGCUUCGUGGACAAAGUGCUGGUGUUGGACAAUCAGCGUACAAUUGCAACUGGUAUUUACUACCGAAGGACGUCAUUUCAUUAAUUAUCGUGAUGCGUCGAGCGAAUGUAUCGUUUCAAAUAACAGCUGGGAUAUUCAGUUCCUUUUCCCUCGAACUCUUUGAUACUGUGAAUCAAACUAUCAUGGAACUAAAUUAUUUUUUCAUGGACUUUUACAAACAUUUAAAUAUGCAUCUGAGGAGUUCAGAAUAAUAUUUUGUCAAGUUCUAAAAAUUUCUAUUGGAUAUCUUACCAUAUUGUUAGCUAUGAAUUAUCGAGUGAUCGACGAAAAGUAACAUAAUCGUAUGGUUGACAAAUGUUUGUUCUCGUUUAGGAUAAUAAGAAACACCGCACACUGCGUAUUUUAUAAAAUCACACUGCUUGCGGAAUAAAUAUUUUGAUAUCUAUUCAGAGUUCCAUAUCAAGAUUCAUAUAAUCCCAUAAGGAU
Messenger RNA from Bombus pyrosoma, 2315 nucleotides. Its product is annotated as odorant receptor 4-like. Gene Ontology annotation, biological process: sensory perception of smell; detection of chemical stimulus involved in sensory perception of smell. Bases 191 to 2080 code for a protein of 629 amino acids. The record is from RefSeq and is a predicted model, not a curated record. The transcript is spliced from 11 exons. NCBI's taxonomy places the organism in Eukaryota, Metazoa, Arthropoda, Insecta, Hymenoptera, Apidae. Gene Ontology annotation, molecular function: olfactory receptor activity; odorant binding. Gene Ontology annotation, cellular component: plasma membrane.